Molecule: messenger RNA, 3549 nt
Organism: Xyrichtys novacula (pearly razorfish)
Lineage: Eukaryota; Metazoa; Chordata; Actinopteri; Labriformes; Labridae
Source: the annotation of a GenBank genome assembly
GGAGACAGACGCUGAUUGGAUUCUAUAUCGAGAGUAAGGAUAUAAAAAGGAGAGGUUUCCGUUGUCAUAUUUACAGUUGUACACAGAGCGCUCUGGAAACAGGGAGACUAUGAGAAAACGCAGAUGCUUCACGCAACCACAUGGUUUAUCAGCAGCACAGACAAGUGCUCCACACAGCCAGGUGCACGAUAAGGACUUGCACUGCUGUUGCCCACAGUGUGUUCUAAACGCAGCCGGACGAGUUUUCAACCGUACAGGCAGUUGAGAGUUGCUGUGAUUUCUGGAUUAUUGUUUUUUUUUUUCACUGGUACAAAAAGAAAGAAAGAAAAAGACUAAAGGAACAGAACUGAGGGAACGUUUACCUCCAUAUUUAUCAAUGGUCUGACUUUGCAACACCUAAAAGUGAGGCUUUUUUUGUGAAGACCUAACAGGCAAACACACUUGAACUUUUUAAAAACACUGUUCUUAGCAGGGGUUGCCAGACAUAGCAAAGGAUGGUGCAGCACAUGAGCCAGACAGAGAGCGCCCACGCUCAUUCCCCCGGUGGAGACUCCACGGAUACUGGUGAAAUGGACUUGGAAAUGGAUGCGUCUCCGACCUCCGAAUUCCCCUCAUCCGGGGAGCGGAGCGACUUGGCAUGGUGCAAAACUCCAACGGGGCACAUCAAGAGACCGAUGAACGCAUUCAUGGUCUGGUCACAGAUAGAGAGGAGAAAAAUUAUGGAGCAGUCACCGGACAUGCAUAACGCAGAAAUUUCCAAGAGGCUGGGAAAGCGCUGGAAGCUGCUCAAAGACACUGAUAAGAUCCCGUUCAUCCGGGAGGCGGAGCGGCUUCGACUGAAACACAUGGCCGACUACCCAGACUAUAAGUACCGUCCCAGGAAAAAAGUCAAGUCAGGGAGCGGAGCAAGCAAGCAAGCAGACCGCGGGGAGAAGUUCGGGGAGCGCAGCGCAAAAGCAACUGUGAGAAGAAACCUGGCGUCCAAGGGAGGGAGCAGGACAAACAAACAAGGAGGGUGCAUGAGGAGUGCUGUGGGGCAGGACUGUGCGUCUGCCGGUGACCACCACGCGCUUUUCAAAUCCAGGUCAGUGUCUGGAGCAAGACAGAUUCCAGAGAUGCGCACUGAGGAGGCAAGGCGUGGUCACGUGUUUGGCGGGGCAGGCAGCCUGGACAGCGGGCCACCAUCCGUGGGAGUCCCGGCCAGUCCAACCCUGAGUAGCUCGGCCGAGUCCAACGACCCGCUCAGCUUAUAUGAGGAGCAGAGCCCGAAAGGCAGCCAGUCAUCACACACUGCGCGCCUCAGAUAUGCGAGAGCCUGUUCUCCAACACCGUCAGCCUCUCACUCUUCCUCAUCUGUGUCCUCCUCAUCAUCAGACGAAGAGUUUGAUGACGAGCGGAUCGAACCGAACCCGAGCUCCAGAUACGAGACUAUGUCUCUGGGUGGCAUGGGCUUCUCUGACUCUGAGCUGGACCGGGAUUUGGACUGGAGUUUCGGAGAGUGUGGCGCGGGGUCGCACUUCGACUUCCCUGACUAUUGCACCCCGGAGGUCAGCGAAAUGAUCUCAGGUGACUGGCUGGAGUCUACCAUCUCAAACCUGGUGUUUACCUACUGAAUAAAACCGUUUGGGAGACAAACUGUGACGUCCCACGAUGUGAACCAUUAAACCCACCCGGGUAGGUUAUAUGGAUGACCAGACCAUACUAUUUUGACACUUCUGUCAGUACAGACCGAAGGAAGAGGGAGGUCAGUAAAUUAAAGGUGGUCUGUGUGCGUAUUGUAACGACGCGCCUCUCACAACCUUGCACAACUGAGUGCGUUUGAUGGAGCGCACGGAUAGGGAAAAGCGUACUUUGCAUGUGGACACGGAGGAGGAGUGAAUGUAAGCAAAGAGCACACGCUGACUUCACCUCACAUGUUCAAUUCAAUCCUUGAAGGAUGAGGACAAAGACUGAACUUUCUAUCUUUAUUUUAUUUUGGGGUCGAGGCACUCUCUGAGGAGCUGACACUGAAGGGUUUUGUCUAAGGCUUAGGAAAUCCUCAUUCAACAUGAAGUCGUUAUUGAGGUUAAGUUUAGUUUUUAUCAGAUUCUAAAUAGUUUCGAUAUCAACACGCAUGCCCUCUUCGUUAGUGGAGACUUUUUAGGUGUUUAAUGCGUAAAAUAUUAUUGCUGCGUAAUUGCGCAAUUUGUGUGUCCAAAACACACGUUCACUAUCACCAGCUUCAAUCUCAACGGCAGGACGAAAACAGACUGACUCAAAACUUCAGAAACUCUUUUCUGAUCGCUUUUUAAAAAGUUAGUGCACAAUUCAGGACCAAUGUUCUCCGACACGCAUCCUCUCUGCCUAACUCUCCGACUUUGUAGUCCCUGUGUGUCAAUGACGUUUUUUAUAUUGUUGUAUUUAUACAGGCCAAAUGUUUUUUACACAUAUAAGUAUUGUCCUCGUGCAGGUCUCGUUUGUGUUUGUGCACAUACGCCUGUCUGUAUCCAGCGCGGAAGGGCUAGAAGUGUGUCUUAUUCUAAGUGUCUGACGUUUCUCACUCUUCAGAAGAGUGUGCCAUGAUUUUCUACCUGUAUUUUUGUAUAAAUCCUAUGGGGCAGGGCUUUCUGACAAAUAGGUAGCCUGCAACAUUGUUGCACUGUUGUUUGGAUCUGCAUCAGUAUUUUGGGGGUGGGGGGUGGAGGGGUGUUGACACAAUCUGACCUCACACAGUGUUUACAGUAUUUACCCACAUGCUUCUUAAUGGCACAGUGACUCCAGUUUCACCAGCCAAGUAAACAAAGCACCACUGAGGCUCCCAGUUUGAGUGGUUGCUGUUUCCAGCAAACAUAGAUAGAACUACGGUUUAUGAGUGUAAUACACCAGAGUCACUGUUUAGAUGGAGCUAAUACCUCUGUAUGCUUUUUUUUUUUUUUUAUUCAUAGUUUUAUUCAAACCACUGGAUGGAAUUUCACUCAUUCCACUUUGCCUAGACUUUGGAGGGAGAGAGGUGUAUGAAGUGCUUCAUCUGUUAUUGCGCAAUCUACAUCAACAAAUUGUAUUUAACCUUUCUGUACCUGUUAGCGAAGUAUAUCAGGCUAAUUGUUUCCCUAUAUUAUGGCAUGGCGAAUAGCAUUUGUAUUUCAGAUUCAGGUAUAUGUAGCUAUAGCUGUUGUGUUUAAGAUUUUUAAAGAAUAACAUGAAGAUAUUUAUGUAAACUUACUGUAUUAUAAGCAAAGAUUGUGUUUUAUGUUUGAUUAUGACCAACAACAGGCACUAGGACAACCAUCUUUGGACACUUUUGUUGCUGAAGAUGAUUGUGAUCAGGAUUUUUUUUUUUUGAACUGUUAUUAUUUCUCUUUGAAGCAUUCUGUCAUCCUUUUUCAUUUGUGCAAUAUGAUGUGUAUGAUUCUGUUUUGUCUAAUCAUGCCAAUGUCUUUUGAUGUUUAUAGCUCAAUACCAGCAAAUGUUUGGGUCAAUCACUGCCUCUCAGACCUCUGUACAGAUUGUUGUUUUAUAAUUCUUUUUUUUCCUCCCAAGACAGAAAUAAAAUCAGCUGGAACUGAAAAA